AUGAAACGGUUUGGAGUUGCAGCAUUCGGUGAAUCAAAGCAAUAUGACUUAGCAUCGAAUAAGCUAGGCUCCCAAAGCAAUGAAAUAAAGGAGCAACUCUCAAUAUUCCAAGAAAAGCUAGUGGAAUUUGCAAAACACCAUAACGAAGAACUUCGUGAUGUACCCCAGUUUCGAGCUAAAUUCAUGCGAAUGUGCUCAGCUAUAGGUAUCGACCCUUUAUCCCUCUUUGAUAAGAAUAGCCAUUUGUUUCAUAUUGAUGAUUACUAUUAUCAGAUCUGCGUCAAGAUAAUAGAAAUAUGUCGGAAUACCAAAGAUGUCAAUGGAGGUGUUAUAUCAUUAGAGGAGCUUCACGUUAAUUAUUUCAAAAAAAUGAAUAUAGAGAUGGAAGAUAUACAAAAGGGCAUCAAAAUGUUGGAACCAUUAGAUGGAGGGUUUGAAUUGUUUGCUAUCAGACAAAAGCAGUUUCUACGAAGCGUUCCGACUGAGUUAACUGAUGACCAGACGAAAAUACUUGAAAUUUGCUCAAUUAUGGGAUACGCGAGCAUCGCACUUCUUAGAGCAAAUCUUAAUUGGAAAAGAAUACGAAGUCAAUCGCUAUUAGACGGCAUGGUAGCAUCUGGACUUUUAUGGGUUGAUACUCAGUCACCGGAAGAGGAUGUUAUAUACUGGGAUCCAUCGUGGAUUAUCAACUUAGAAUAA
Molecule: messenger RNA, 699 nt
Organism: Kluyveromyces marxianus DMKU3-1042
Lineage: Eukaryota; Fungi; Ascomycota; Saccharomycetes; Saccharomycetales; Saccharomycetaceae
Gene: SNF8
Product: ESCRT-II subunit protein SNF8
Exons: 1
Coding region: 1-699 (232 amino acids)
Biological process (GO): protein transport to vacuole involved in ubiquitin-dependent protein catabolic process via the multivesicular body sorting pathway
Cellular component (GO): ESCRT II complex
Source: RefSeq, a predicted model, not a curated record